Molecule: messenger RNA, 2646 nt
Organism: Polypterus senegalus (gray bichir)
Lineage: Eukaryota; Metazoa; Chordata; Cladistia; Polypteriformes; Polypteridae
Gene: syt13
Product: synaptotagmin XIII
Exons: 6
Coding region: 141-1328 (395 amino acids)
Biological process (GO): cellular response to calcium ion; regulation of dopamine secretion; calcium-ion regulated exocytosis
Molecular function (GO): phosphatidylserine binding; syntaxin binding; calcium ion binding
Source: RefSeq, a predicted model, not a curated record
UGAGGGGGCCGGUCGAAGGGCGUGGUCUUGAAUACGGCUACCCAAUGAAGUGCGCGCCUCCUGCAGCUCGCAGUUCCACUUGGCUGGGUUAGUCCGAUCCCGCAGGUGUGCAUGAGGAUCCGACGGUCUUUGCUCGCGCUAUGAUCGCCUCUGCCCCUCUGCUCGUCCUCGGGGCAACCCUUGGCACUGCCUCGGGCAUCCUCGCCUUGUGCGGACUCUCUCUGCUCUGCAAGUCUUUCCGAAAAACGGAGGCUGUGGAAGGGAGCACCGGUGUGUUUCAGCCGAGCCAGCAGUUCAGCAUCCAAAAAUCCACAGAGCCUGUCCAGCCUAGAUCUCUCUUGAUCUUCCCUCGAUUGUAUCGAGCCAAAGCUGUUGGGAUAUGUCCUGAGAUGGUUAAUUAUACACAGCAGGAUGAAAGCCCAUCAGCUGAGGGACCCGAGGAUGCUCUGACAACCCCUACCUCACCCACCCAAGGCCUGCCAGGGAUGGAUCAGCCAGAUUGCAUGUCCCCCAGUGACUCACCUGAGACUCCUAAACUGCACUUCAGCCUGCAGUACAAUACACAGAGCCGGGAGCUUCAAGUCACCAUCAUCGAGGCGGAGAAAGUGAGCACAGCACAAGGAAGUGACUGCUAUGUAAUCGGCAAUUUGACUACCCUGUCCACCAGGAAGGAGGCUAAAACGACAGUGAAGCGUGCUCUCCCCCAGGUGGUGUGGCAAGAAACUUUGGCGUUUCCUCUACCGGAGGGCUGCGAGAUAGAAGGCGAGAUGGCACUGUCACUCUACAGUUGUGACACAUUCUCACAGCAUGCCCACAUGGGUGUCGUCAGGUUCAAGCUGGCUGAUGUGCCAAUGCUGUCAAAUGCAGACUGCUGGGUGGAUCUUCAGCUUCCCAAACUGGAUCGGAGCAUCUCUGCCGGUGAAAUCCUGCUUUCAAUAAGCUACUUACCUGCUGCUAACCGACUAGGAGUGGUUGUCAUGAAGGCCCGUGGCCUCCAGUCGGAUAGAAUGAAGGAUAUCAUAGACCUUUCUGUGAAACUGGCAUUGAAACACCAGAACACCAAGCUCAAGAAGAAGCAGACCCGCAGGGUCAAGCACAAAAUAAACCCAGUCUGGAAUGAGAUGAUGAUGUUUGAAGUUCCUCAUGAGCUCUUGUCUCAGUCAAGUCUGGAACUUGAAGUUCUAAACCAGAAUCAGGGUAGUGAAGCCCUCUCCUUGGGACAGUGCUCCCUGGGCUUACAAUCCGUGGGAAGUGGACUCCAGCACUGGCAGCAGAUGCUGAGUAAUCCCCGAAGACAGAUUGCCAUGUGGCACCCUCUGUAUGCAUGAAGCUCACUGAAAGAAGCAGUCAGGCACCCUCCUGUAGCUUCCUUUUCAAUCUGGAACCCCACAACACUGAGCAGAACUGCCCAGGAAACCAAAAGAAAUUCACCAAGAAAGACUCACAAUCUUCCGUACCAUCUCAUUGAUCCAGAUGCUCAGAAAUGCACCAUAUUUUUUGAGCAGACGUUUCUUAAACAAUGUAUGUGGAAAUUUGGUGGCAUGUAGAGGUGGACCAAUGGAAAAGCAUAAUUUAUGGACACCGGGAACCUCCUGUGAAAUGACAGCAAGCUGAACAGACAGAGGAAGGAGAACGGUGGCGAGAAAUGUGUCAUCAUAAGUUCACCAUUUCACGGGUAAAGAUCUGUGCCUCAAAACAGAGAAUGUGGCAUCACAUUUGCUGCAGGGGAAAGCUUUGCCUUUUGGGAAGAAAUGUUACAGGCUUGCUUUUUUUCUACAGAUGGACAAGGACCUGGAUUACCUCAUCUGGGAUACAAAAUGGAGAGAUUGUAUAUAUUUUAGUACAGCUUCUGGUGUUGACAGUUGGUAGGUCAUCACUGCUAAUGGCCAGUAACAAACAUUACAGUACAGUGUUUGCAAAGUGCAGUCUUGAAAGACCCAGACUAUCAGUACCCAUUUUCUCUGUGAUAAGGUGAAAGGCCUUAGUAGGCCACUCCAGCUAAACAUUUAGUGUAGUAAUUCUUCCUGUACAUUAGAAAAAUGCAUCUCUUUUGGCAGCCAUCAGUAUUCUUUUUUGCUUUAUUUUGAGGACCACCCCCCACCAUGGACUGGAGUUCCAUCUGUACCACAAACACGAUGAUCCUUUUACACAUUUUAUUUGCCAAGUUCUGUAGUUCCUGCCAAGUUGGCAGCUUUCCCAACAAAAACUCAGAGGGUGGAGACUCUAGUGAUUUUUUUUUCACAGGCUGGCAACAUACAGGGAGUAGGAAGAUGGAAGAGAGCUGAGAAUCCCACCCAGACAUGCUGUUAAGAAUUUUGUAACAUCAACAGGGGGUCAGAUUGUACAGUCACGUUUCAAAAGUCUUUGAUGCCAUCCACUAAAUGCAGUAAUUUAUUGAACCAACAUACAUUACCGACAAACCUGCCCUUUUCCCAAUGGAUGUAUGUCUGUGCAAAGUCCCAGAGUGCCAUGCUUGGAGAGCAGGAGUCCUUUAGACACCACAAUGUCAAAAUCUAUCAUCGUGUUCCUGCAGCUCCCAAUAUCUUGUUGCCUCACAAUGAUUUCUUCCUAUUGACUCGGUGUCACAUCUCCUAAUUAUGUGUUCCUUGAAGUGCAAUAAAUUUGUCUCUAAGUCUGGUCUUUCAA